GUGUGAUAAAAGCGGGCGCUUGUGCCUUGACAAUUUCAUAGCUCCAUUUGUAGUAGGAAGACGUUUAAGCUUUCAUGUGUGUGUGUUUUCAUCCCAUCAUCAUUGCGUUGGGGAAGCCAAUCAAUCUUGUGUAAUCUUUCUUUUGGAGGGAAAUCAGGGUGUGCUAUUGAUUGUACAUAGACAAUGGUGCUAUCGGCUUAUCACUCUCAGCCUUUGCCGCCUAGCGGUGUGGCCUAUGCUGUCUCAUUGCAGCUUACACCUUUUGAUUCUGCAAUCGCUUCUUCAUCCAAUUCACAUCGGGGAAAGUUGCUCAGUCACAUUGUUACCGCAAGAGAUGAUGUAGUGGAUGUGUAUGAAGUCCGGUCACGAAGCGCUGCUGGUUCAAGCUCAAACGGAACAAUAGACGAGGUAAAAUUGUAUCAUUUACGUUCCCAUCAAAUCUUUGGAUUAGUGACAGGUUUAGGGAGAUGCAAAACAGAUAGCGGAGCAGUAGAUGAUGUAGCACAACAAACGAUUGAUGGAGAGCGUGAUACGUUGAUCAUAUCGUUCAAAGAUGCAAAGAUGGCAUUGAUGCAAUGGUCAGAUGCAGCUGCAGAUCUUAUCACAAUUUCGAUACACACUUAUGAACGUGCUCCACAAGUAUCCGAAGGCGUUUCACCUCAUUUCUUGCAGUGCUUACAGGUCGAUCCGGAAUCUAGAUGUGCGGCCCUUUUGCUUCCUCAAGAUGCGUUAGCCAUUCUGCCAUUCUACAACGAUACAGCUGAGGAAUUGGACGAACUACUAGCCAGAGCGGGAGGAGAUGUAGGAGGAUCGAUUUCGCUGGAGAAGUCCCUACCAUAUGCACCAUCCUUCGUGCUCUCAUUAUCUUCGGCAGAUAUAGAUAUCAAGAAUGUGAGAGACUUUGUCUUCUUGCCAAGCUUUCAGAGGCCAACAAUCGCAGUUUUGUUCGAAAAGGAUGCAACAUGGACCGGCCGUUUAGACGAAAGACACGACACAUGUGCUGUUCGCUUCAUCACUCUAGAUUUGGGUGUUUCGAUUGAAUCAUCUCAUAGAGUGAUCUCAAGCAAGGAUGGAUUGCCUUUUGAUUCCCUUUAUCUAACCGCUUGUCCUCCUAGUGUUGGUGGUGGGGUGUACAUCACCACAUCUUCCGCUCUAAUACAUAUGGACCAAGGUGGAAGAACGGUUGGGGUUGCGGUGAAUGGAUGGCAUGCAUUGACGAGCAAAUUAUCGCUACCCAGAUGGAAAUCAGAUGCACACAAGGUCACCAGUAAUGGACAAGUAAAUGGUAUAACCAAUGGGUUGACGGGAGAUAUAGAAAAGACGCUUAUGCAAUUGGACCUGGCAAAUUCGCACAUUGUUUUCCCUGAUUCGUCUUCCCCUUUAGCUUUCUUAUUCCUGCAAGAUGGAGAGGUAUGGCUACUUCAGAAUUCGUUAGAGGGAAGGACAUUAUCUUCUAUAAAUCUGGAAUCAAGAGGGGCUACAACUCAACCUUCUGUAGCAACUGCAGUCUCUGCAGGACAAUUUGUAUUUGUCGGAAGUAUGGUAGGUGAUUCGCAACUGCUAAGACGAAUCACAACUGCUUCCACUGUUGCGUCAACGGCAAUUACGAAUGAUUCAACCAAAAGCGAUGACGACGACAUGGACCUGGACGAUGAUUUGUACGGGGAAUCUUCGGCACCUACAAAUGGAAUUAAUGGAAAUGGCGUAGGAGGCGGACAAAAGCAUACCACUUUUGAACUACAAUCUGUAGCAACGGUGGAACAUCUUGGACCGAUCUUGCACAUCGGUCAAGCAGUCAUUGGAGAUUCAGAUGAUUUCGAACAUGGCGGAGGAAUGGCACAGACGGUCAUCUGUUCUGGCGCAAAACAUAGCGGAGGAUUGAAUAUGCUCGAACCCCAAAUUGUACCUCGCGGAAAGAGACAGGUUGCACUGAAUGCGACUACUGGAUUGUGGGUUUUGCGAACUAGCGAAGAGACUGGAGAAACACUUUUACUGGCCUCUAACGCUGCUGAUAGUGAGCUGGCUAUUGUAGACUCGAAGGGUAUCAUGCAAUCGACGACAAAGAUAAAAGGUCGAACGAUCUUUGCCUGCAGCGUACCUAAUGCUACUGCCGAGCAGGGUGCAAUUCGUGUUACUGAGCGUGCCGUGCAAAUGAUGGACGAUAAAGGAGUCGAGAAGAGAUUGGUUGACCUGAAAAAAGGCAAGCCAGCAGAUGUGGACAUUUUCAAAGCAGAGCUGUGUGCAUCGUAUUUGACGAUUCUGUGGACUGACGGAAGCUUGAAUCUUCUUGAAAUUACAGCGUCUGACUUGAAGCCCGUGGGAUUGCCGGAGGAAGUAUCAGGAAGGAAAUUUAUCGCCGCUAGCGUCGUUGAAGAUAUCUUUGAAUCUUUUACAUGGUUCAAAAAAGGGACAAACGCAAAGAAGGAGGAGAAGCCCAACGGUAAGAAAGCUAGUGCCACACGAUCGAGACAGGAAGAGGAGGAUGACGAAAUCGACUUUGGAGAAGAUGGUGAUGAUGAAGACGUGCAUUUCAGUAGCAAAAGCACCAUGCACUCGAGAUCACUGUGGCUUAUCCUCACUUCCAACGAAGCAUGUCUACAGGUAUACUCUAUGCAAAAUUUCCAACGGGUUUGGCAAUCCAAUUCACUGUAUCCCGCCCCGUUGCGGCUAGAUUACGUGUCUGGAACGUACGAGGAAGAAGAAGUUCCUUCACUUGAACUAUCUCAAGUUCAAGUUUGUCCGAUCGGUGAUGUUUUGCAUCUCGUCGUCAGCUUCCAGAAUGGGCUGGUGAAUGUGUACGAAGCAAAUUCGUUUAGCGGAGAUGACGAGGAUACAGUGAAAGCGCUUCAAACCGUCCAAGAAGACGCCUUGGCAUUGAGCUUCAUCAAAGUUAUUGCAAAGCAGCUUGACAUUGCUGGAUCAGGCGUUCUGUCUGCGCCUAACGGUGAAUCUGUUGAAGGCAUCUCACUGAUCCCUUUUGACAAUCUUGCUGGCCGAAAAGGUGUUUUUGUUGGCGGUGUCGCCCCUGCCUGGCUUUUGCGAGAAAAUACAGGCUCAACGAAUCUGUAUAUGAGCGCAGAAAGUUCGAUGGAUCAUCUAGAUGUUCUCACAGGAGAUCGAUUCGUUUAUGUGCAGUAUGGAAUUGUCAAUUUCGCCCGUUUGCCAUUCUUGAGCUAUACGCUACCGGUCCCGUAUCAAAAGAAGGCACGUACUGGUCGCACAUAUACCAAAACUGCUCCUCAUCCGUUCACAAAGACUAUUGUUGCGGCUUCUGUGGUUGGGCAACAAUUCGUGCUUUUUGAUCCUGAAGAUGGACAUGUGGUAGAAGAUCCAGCAAAUGAUCCAACGAUAGCAAAAGCACCUAGAAGUUCACUCGAGCUGUUUGUGGACGGCGAUGGAGAGCCAGUGGAUGGCUAUGAAUUUCAACAAUGCGAAGUGGUAAGCUGUGUGGAGUUGGUGACUUUGCGUAGUGUAGGAAGCGUAUCGGGUUUGAAGGAUUAUAUUGCCGUUGGUACGAUCAUCUCACACGGUGAAGACCGUCCGGCACGCGGAGCUACGUAUAUCUUUGAUAUUGUAGAAGUCGUUGCACCUCAGCAUGAUCCUGCAGCUCGAUUCAAACUUCGAUUGAUGGUCAAAGACGAGAACAAAGGUCCGAUUACUGCUAUCAGUGAUACGAAUGGCUAUCUGAUCGUAGUAAUGGGAUUGAAGCUAUUUGUGCGCGCUUUGGAGAAGGACGAGUGGAUGAUCACGGUUGCAUUCUUGGAUACUCCUUUCCAAGCAACAGGAUUGGAAAGAUUGAAAAACUUCUUACUCUUGACAGACGUACACAAGAGUGUUUGGUUUAUCGCGUUCCAAGAAGAACCUUAUCGAUUGGUGGUGAUCAGUAAGGAUUACAGUGAAAUUUAUCAAUCACACGGUAGCUUUUUGAUUCAAGAAGAUCAAAUGACAAUCGUUACGGCCGCAAAAGAUGGUGUUUUGCGGUUGUAUGAUUAUGCAUCCAAUAUUUCUGCAAGUCAAGGUGGUCAAAGGCUGUUGGUGAGAAGCGAGUUUGGCGGAUGUAGUGAAACGAGUGGACGUAUGGUUGUUCCUGGUUCCUCAAGCGAAGAUGGUGGAAUCUCAAAGAGCAAUGAAAUAAUUCUUUCUUCUAUGAACGGUUCCAUUCAACGUAUUCAACCUGUUGAAGAGGAGAUCUUUAACACUUUGCAUCUACUACAGGGUCAGCUUAUACGUACUGUGCAGCAUUUUGCAGGUUUAAAUCCUCGUGGAUUUAGGGUUGUACGUAAUGAUACAGUUUCAAGACCACUCAACAAGGGGAUUCUAGAUGCCAGGCUUUUGGCUUCUUUUGAAAUGCUUUCUAGACCAAAGAUGGAAGAGAUUGCCAAAUUAAUACCCGAUCUGGUCGAUGGUGCUGAUCAGCUGUUGCGGUAUAUUGCCACUUUGCGUUCUAAUUGGGGUGAAUUAUGAUGUAGCACAAUCAAUCACUCUAACAUGUAUUCUAGACGAAAAAUUCAUUGUUUCUAAGUCGUACAAUCCGGUAAGAAAUUAGCCGAUCAAUUUCAUCAAUCCGCUCAAACCGCCUGAGUUUCCACCACCAAUCAUACCU
This is a messenger RNA of Meira miltonrushii, 4603 nucleotides long. RefSeq lists its product as uncharacterized. The transcript has a single exon. Gene Ontology annotation, cellular component: mRNA cleavage and polyadenylation specificity factor complex; nucleus. Gene Ontology annotation, molecular function: protein binding; nucleic acid binding. The record is from RefSeq and is a predicted model, not a curated record. Lineage: Eukaryota; Fungi; Basidiomycota; Exobasidiomycetes; Exobasidiales; Brachybasidiaceae. Bases 184 to 4464 code for a protein of 1426 amino acids.